This is a messenger RNA of Rhipicephalus sanguineus (brown dog tick), 1341 nucleotides long. Its product is annotated as syntaxin-6. The transcript is spliced from 7 exons. NCBI's taxonomy places the organism in Eukaryota, Metazoa, Arthropoda, Arachnida, Ixodida, Ixodidae. Gene Ontology annotation, cellular component: endomembrane system; SNARE complex; synaptic vesicle membrane. The coding region runs from base 251 to 994 and encodes 247 amino acids. The record is from RefSeq and is a predicted model, not a curated record. Gene Ontology annotation, molecular function: SNAP receptor activity; SNARE binding. Gene Ontology annotation, biological process: Golgi vesicle transport; vesicle fusion; intracellular protein transport.
ACCGCGAGCAAGCAACAAUGAUUCGCUGACGCAGGCAACACUGAGGUCGCGUCAUGGGGUUUGUUUUUUGUUUGAACGAGGACGUCAUCGCGCUCGUCGCAUACUGCUGAGCGAUCUCCGCAAAGGUUGAUAACUACGUGUGUAGGUCUCCUGCGCGAUAUCUGUUGUUUUUCGAUAGCGGGGUACUUGUCACAAGAGCCCCACAUGCCACUACGGACGCCGCGACUGUUAUGAGUGGAUCGCAGAGGCCAUGAGUCUUGAGGAUCCAUUUUUUGUCGUUAAAGAUGAAAUUGUUAAGGCCAUAGCCAAUAACAAAACACUGUUCGAGAGGUGGAACCAGUACCAAGAUCCAUCAAGCUUACCAAGCAAAGAAGACAUUGAAUGGACCACAAGUGAACUCCGGAAAGGUCUGCGCAGCAUAGAAUGGGACUUAGAAGACCUUGAGGAAACUGUUGCUAUUGUCGAAAAAAAUCCCAAGAAGUUUAAGAUCGAUGAGAAGGAAAUCAAAAGUCGAAAAGCAUUCAUAGAGCAGUCCAAGAAUGAAGUCAAGUGCAUGAAAGAAGCGAUUCUCGAAAGCAAGGCGAAGAAUAAGAAAAUGAGACCUUCGAGCAUGGAGCUGUUCAACUCAUCACGAACAGCCAAAUACACAAGCCUACGAAAUGAGGUCGAGAGUCCCGUACGUCGGCUACUGGAUCAUACCCAGCAGCAGCAGCAGGAGCUGAUGAUUGCCCAGGAUGAGGAAUUGGAAGGCAUCCAAACAUCUGUAGGCACGCUCAAGUCCAUGAGCAAACAUAUUGGCAACGAACUAGAUGAGCAGUCUGUAAUGCUGGAUGACCUCGGGCAUGAUAUGGACAAUGCGGAGUCCAAGAUUGACGGGGCUCUGAAAAAGAUGGCCAAAGUUCUCCAUAUGUCCAAUGAUCGCCGCCAAUGGAUGGCCAUCGGAGCGCUCUCAGGUGUUAUGGUGGUUGUAGUGGCACUCUUUUUUCUCCUCUAGAGCUAGUGCGUUUGCCUUGCAGCUUAAUGAAUUUUUGCAGCUUCGAGGACACUUGAGAGUUACCAGAGGCAUAGAGGAAGCAUGACGCUGAACCACAUAAUUACGCGGUUCUGAGAGGGUGCCCGCUCUUUUGAGCAUGUACAUAACUCCCCUGUGCACAUGACUUCCAUGUACACCAUACUUCUUAGUUAAACACAUUGUACUCUCGCAUGUCAUUUACAUUAUGUUACACCUUUCAUGUGCCAUAGGGUAAACUGCAUCUGUUUCCUUUCUCCCUUCCUAUAUCUGUCUUUCAAAAUAUGGCUUGGUCUACAUUUCUGAAUAAAAUAAAAAAAAAUAUAAUGAAA